AAAAUUGAGAAACCAAAGAAAACGAAAAAGUUCCAGUUUUUAGGGUUUUAGUCUCGCUUUCCGACCUUGGUUGCUUGGAUUUCCAUCAAUGGCGAGCUCGGCCAUGGAUCAUCAGCUCGAAGUUAUCAAUUCUCUUCGAAUCACGCCGCUCGACGAUGACGAUGAAGGUCAAGAUGAGGUCGAGGAAAUUGAAAUCGAUGAAGAUGAUGAAGAGGAGGAGGAGGAUGAGGAGGGAGUCACCCUUGGCUUCGUUGAGAAACCGAAGAACCCUCGUUCCCUUCUUCGCCAUCUCUUCCCCAGCAAGGCUGGUGGUGUCCCUGCGUGGUUGGAUCCGGUGGACUUGCCGCCGGAGAGUGCCCGAACUUGCGGAUUUUGUGGCGAUCCCCUUCAAUUCCUUCUCCAGAUUUAUGCACCAAUAUCGGAGAAAGAGUCAACAUUUCAUCGCACUUUCUUUGUGUUUAUGUGCCCGUCCAUGGCGUGCCUUCUUAGGGACCAGCAUGAGCAGUGGAAACAUGGCGUAGAUAAGCCUCAUAGAAGUGUGAAGGUGUUCCGCUGCCAAUUACCUCGGAGCAAUCCUUUCUAUUCAAGUGAGCCACCGAAGUAUGAUGGCACUGAUAAACCAUUGAGCACUGGAGCUGUUCUGUGUUCUUGGUGUGGCACAUGGAAAGGAGAGAAAGUUUGUGGUAGUUGCAGGAAAGCACGUUAUUGCUCUGAGAAACACCAGCUGAUGCAUUGGCGAUCUGGACAUAAAAAUGACUGCCGCCAAAUAUUUAUUUCUUCUCACUCUUCAGUAUUGGAUCAUGGUAAUGGCAGGGAAAAGUUGCCAGCAAUAGAAAAAGUUGCGUGCAGAACUCUAUGGCGUGAGCAUGAGAUUGCAAUUGAGGACGAGUCUACUUAUGAGUCAAAUAUGUCUGAUGAUAAUGGCUGUGGGACAUCAAUAGUUCCUGCAAAUAAUAAAAAAGAUGAAACAUUUCAAUCAGUGUUAAAUAAGUUUGAGGCUAAUGCUGAUAAAAAGAAAUGGGCAUCUUUUCAAGAACGAAUUGCCAGGGCCCCCGAGCAAGUUUUGAGAUAUUGUCGGGAUUUGACGGCAAAACCACUAUGGCCAUUGCUAAUUGGCCGUCCAUCUAAGGAGGACAUCCCCAAAUGCAACUAUUGUAAAGGUCCUCUAUGUUAUGAGUUUCAGAUAAUGCCUCAGUUGCUUUAUUACUUUGAUGUGAAAAAUGAACCAGACUCUCUUGAUUGGGCUACAAUUGUUGUAUUUACUUGUCUAAACUCAUGCGAGGCAAGUUUAGCCUACAAAGAGGAAUUUGCUUGGGUUCAGCUAUAUCCUUCAACAGGAACACUCUGAUUUUGCUCCAAUAUAAUCCAGGCUUCUCCUCUAGCAUCAAAAUACAAGAAUUCAUAACCUUUUCUAGUCAAUUGUUAGUGCAUGUCCAUGAACGGCAUGAAAUCGAGGAAUUAAAUUAAGCUUCUGUUCUUGUUCUUGCAUCUUCAGUAUAGACAUCUGCACUUAUCAUUGACAUUCUAUGCAAACAUGUUCUUUUGGUAGUUGUAUGUACUCUCUUCAUCAUUGUAAUGCAAAAAAGCUUGUGAAAAUUGACAUUUCCAUUUGCUGCCAGUCUAUAAAAUUCUAAUUUUGCUAUUUGAAUCGGAAUCAUUUUUUCGAUAAAUUACGAUUAACGUGGUCCAAACAAACUAUACCACAAAAGGUAUAAACUAUGUAACAAGUUGUGAGUCUUGAUCAUGAUCUUUA
Messenger RNA from Dioscorea cayenensis subsp. rotundata (Guinea yam), 1753 nucleotides. RefSeq names its product programmed cell death protein 2. The record is from RefSeq and is a predicted model, not a curated record. Bases 89 to 1348 code for a protein of 419 amino acids. Gene Ontology annotation, cellular component: cytoplasm. Lineage: Eukaryota; Viridiplantae; Streptophyta; Magnoliopsida; Dioscoreales; Dioscoreaceae. The transcript has 11 exons.